Brugia malayi is the source of this 741-nucleotide messenger RNA. RefSeq lists its product as uncharacterized. The transcript has 7 exons. NCBI's taxonomy places the organism in Eukaryota, Metazoa, Nematoda, Chromadorea, Rhabditida, Onchocercidae. Bases 1 to 741 code for a protein of 246 amino acids. Gene Ontology annotation, molecular function: oxygen binding; heme binding. The record is from RefSeq and is a predicted model, not a curated record.
AUGCAUUCCUCAGAUAUAAGUGCAGGAUUGAAAAAUAUUCAUAAGGAUGAUAUGAUUUUAUUGCGAGAAUCCUGGUCGAUCAUAAAUCGAAAUAUUCAAAAAAUUGGUGUCAAUAUUUUUGCAAUGAUAUUUGAGCAAUGUCCUGAAGCAAAAUUUUUAUUUCCGUUCACAGAUAUUUCAAAAAGAGAUAGUGAUUCGAUCAGAUUUCAUUCCUUACGAUUCAUGCAGGCAAUAGAAAGUGUUAUUAAUUCCAUCGAAACUCUAAAUAAAAUCGAUCCUCUAUUAACUAAUCUUGGCCAUGUACACGGAAGAUUAAAGGAGAGACUGAAUUUCAAACCGGAAUACUGGACAGUUUUCCGUGAAUGCACAUUGUAUCAUUUUAGACGAACUUUGGAAAAGAGUAGUAGUAUUAUAGUGAAGACACGAAAAUUAUUUGGCAUGUUAGAUUCAACAGAAUCCAGUAUUGAUUAUUUGAUUAGUUUAUGGGGUAUGCUAUUAGAUUAUAUGAUUGAAGAGAUGACAAUGUCUUUUCGAGCUGAUAUUCGAACCAGGGAACUUAAUAAGAAUAAUUGGCUUCAAAACGAGGAAGAACAAAAUACUAAUUAUUUCGAAGAAAGGCGAGCAACGAUGAAAAUGCAACGAACAGAACAAGUACGAACAAGUAAAGGACGAAACAAACGAAAGAGUUUCUGUUGUGGUUUACAAUGCUUUCAUUUCGAUCAACGAUACAAUCAUCAAUAA